CCCAACUUAUCCCUUCACACUCCCAAAUAGUAAUGUAACCCAAGAAAAAAGAAUCAGUUAAUCCAGUUACUCAAGAACACCAUCUUGUAAUAACAACUUAAAGAUGGAAGCUGCCAUGGCGUGCUGUACACGUGUCGCAAUCUUGCCCAAUGUCUCCUCUCACCAGCAAUACUCUGCUGCACUCCCUUCAUCUCGCUCAAAGAGCUCAAAAGGGAGCUCUAUAUUCGGGGAGUCGUUGCGGGAGGGGCCGAGAUCAUCGAUGAAGGCGGCGAAGGUGAAUGGGAAGAGUUCUUCCACCCUUGUGACUAAGUGUGAGAUUGGAGACAGUCUGGAAGAAUUUUUGUCGAAAUCGACGUCGGACAAGGGGCUGAUUAGGCUGAUGAUGUGUAUGGGAGAAGCUCUGCGAACAAUUUCAUUCAAAGUUAGAACAGCUUCUUGUGGUGGAACCGCCUGUGUUAACUCUUUCGGAGACGAGCAGCUUGCCGUUGAUAUGCUCGCCGACAAGCUUCUCUUUGAGGCGUUGCAAUACUCUCACUUCUGCAAGUACGCUUGCUCCGAGGAAGUCCCGGAGCUCCAAGACAUGGGUGGCCCCGUUGAAGGUGGAUUCAGUGUUGCAUUUGAUCCACUUGAUGGGUCAAGCAUUGUGGACACAAAUUUCACAGUUGGCACAAUCUUUGGAGUGUGGCCUGGUGACAAGCUCACCGGAGUCACCGGUGCUCAGCAGGUUGCGGCUGCGAUGGGGAUUUAUGGGCCUCGAACGACGUAUGUUCUCGCCCUCAAGGACUGCCCUGGAACACAUGAGUUCCUCCUUCUUGACGAAGGAAAAUGGCAACAUGUGAAGGACACAACAUCUAUUGGAGAGGGAAAGAUGUUUUCACCUGGCAAUUUGAGGGCUACAUUUGACAAUUCUGACUAUGCCAAGCUGGUCGACUACUACGUUCGUGAGAAAUACACAUUGAGAUACACCGGAGGAAUGGUGCCCGAUGUCAACCAGAUCAUUGUGAAGGAAAAGGGGAUUUUCACAAAUGUGACUUCACCAACUGCCAAGGCCAAGCUGAGGUUGUUGUUCGAGGUGGCGCCUUUAGGGUUCUUGAUCGAGAAGGCGGGCGGGUACAGCAGCGACGGCAAGCAGUCCGUGCUGGACAAGGAGGUCAUCAAUCUUGAUGACAGGACUCAAGUGGCCUAUGGAUCCAAGAAUGAGAUAAUUCGAUUCGAGGAAACCCUCUACGGGUCAUCCAGACUCAAGUCUGCUGCGCCGGUCGGGGCUACUGCUUGAGGCCUCUUGUCUAGCUAGAGCAAUAUGGAUUUUCUACAUGUAAAACUAUGUCUUGAUGAAUACUAAAGAUGGAAAUAUAUCUUGAUCAUGAGUUCUUUGUUGUCAAA
Salvia hispanica is the source of this 1383-nucleotide messenger RNA. RefSeq names its product sedoheptulose-bisphosphatase (gene SBPASE). Gene Ontology annotation, molecular function: fructose 1,6-bisphosphate 1-phosphatase activity. Gene Ontology annotation, biological process: fructose 1,6-bisphosphate metabolic process; fructose metabolic process; sucrose biosynthetic process. Gene Ontology annotation, cellular component: cytoplasm. Lineage: Eukaryota; Viridiplantae; Streptophyta; Magnoliopsida; Lamiales; Lamiaceae. The record is from RefSeq and is a predicted model, not a curated record.